Messenger RNA from Micropterus salmoides (largemouth bass), 7612 nucleotides. It is a transcript of the gene phaf1, whose product is annotated as chromosome unknown C16orf70 homolog. The coding region runs from base 1225 to 2508 and encodes 427 amino acids. The transcript has 16 exons. Lineage: Eukaryota; Metazoa; Chordata; Actinopteri; Centrarchiformes; Centrarchidae. Gene Ontology annotation, cellular component: synaptic vesicle membrane; dendrite; trans-Golgi network. The record is from RefSeq and is a predicted model, not a curated record. Gene Ontology annotation, biological process: Golgi to plasma membrane protein transport.
ACAGGAAGUUGAUUUAUCAGCUGAUCCUUCUGGCUGUUGUUGAUGCCUGAAGUUGCUGUUGUUUGGACACUGUGUCGCUCUUAUCUGCUCCUGACAUUGAAGACACAUUAAACCCGAGACAGGGACACGGACACGGUGGGCAUAUACCUGCGGACGAGCUUAUGAGUAACAAGGGAACCGUCUCACAGGGAGGACUUUAAAUUCGCGCACUAGCGGCAGAAGAGCUAGCGCCAAAGCUUGAACCUUCGGUGAAGAGAAGAAAGAAAAGCAGUAAAGACAGCCGACGGCUUGGCUUGCUUUCUUUGUUUAUGUCGUUCCAGUCUGAACCGUGAUAAUAAUCUUCUUUGUCUUGAAUUUAAAAUUUGUUUUGCACAUACGUUAUUUAUAUUUAUACUUUACACGGAGGGGGCAGCUAGCACGGCAGCUAACGUUAGCCCAUAGCGCAAAGAAACAGUCUUGUUGUCAAGCUUUGAUGCUUUCGUAACCGCCGACAGCUACAGGUAACGUUAGCUAACAGUGAGAAUAGUCGGGUUUGGAGAAAUAAUUUUCGUACCUCUGUAUUUUUGUAGGUGUUUGUCACUGGAUCAGGUGCUCUGUUGGAGACACUGUAGCCGAGCAAGUUGAUGCCCACUCGUUAAAUUGAAGCCUGUUUGAUACGUUUGUCGCUACUGAACAAGUUUGACAUAUCUGUUUGUUUAUUCCUGACAUUGAAUCGAGGGAGUUCAGGUUUCUUGUUCUUUUUUUUAUCCGCAUCGAUUUUAAACCACACAAACAAGCAAUAGGUUGACUGACAGUUGGCCUUGUACGUUUUAGAUUGGCUGGCAGGUUGCGUAAUUUGUUUGCGUGCGAGCUGUCAGCCUUCGCUGGGUAACUUGUUAAACUGUUAUUUAAACCAUAUGUAUCUCUGUAAGCAUUAGGUGGCGGUGUGUUUCAUUUUGAUCAUUUAACACCUUUUAUCAUUCUUCUUUAGGGCCGUUUUAAUGUCAAGAACAUAUGACAUGUGAUAAAGUGCCCACGGUUUACUGUAACCCCUCAGAUAGCUGUUUGAUGACCACACUCAUGAAUUUGGUAGCUUUGGAAGUAGAUAGAGUUAUGAAUUAAAGUGGCCAUCUGAAACUAUUGUGAGACAGAGCUUGAUCAGGGAGAGACAGGCGAAGAGAAAGGGUCCCUCAGAGGGUCCCAUUGUGUCUUGAGGUGAGGUGAGCUGCCCCCCACUACUUGCCAAUGCUGGAUCUGGAGGUGGUGCCUGAGAGAUCACUAGGAAAUGAGCAAUGGGAAUUCGCCUUAGGGAUGCCAUUGGCCCAGGCCAUCUCUAUUCUGCAGAAACACUGCCGCAUCAUCAAAAAUGUCCAGGUGCUAUACAGUGAACAGACGCCACUCAGCCAUGACCUCAUACUGAACUUGACUCAGGAUGGGAUAAAACUGCUGUUUGAUGCCACAAAUCAGAGACUAAAGGUGAUUGAAGUGUAUGACCUGAGCAAAGUCAAGCUGAAAUACUGUGGAGUCCAUUUCAACUCUCAGGCCAUUGCCCCCACAAUAGAGCAAAUAGACCAGUCAUUUGGAGCUACGCACCCUGGAGUUUACAAUGCUGCAGAGCAGCUGUUCCAUCUCAACUUUCGAGGCCUGUCCUUCUCCUUCCAACUGGACUCAUGGAAUGAAGCUCCAAAAUACGAGCCUAACUUUGCCAUGGGUUUGGCCUCCCUGCAGAUUCCACACGGGGCCAUGGUCAAGAGGAUGCACAUCUACACUGGCAACAACCUGCAAGAAACAAGAGCUCCGGCGAUGCCUUUGGCUUGUUUCCUCGGUAACAUCUAUGCAGAGUGUGUGGAUGUCCUGAGAGACCAGGCAGGACCUCUGGGGCUCAAACUCCACCUUCUCACUGCAGGUUGUGGCCCAGGUGUGAUGGCUGAUGCUAAAGUAAGGUCCCUAGAAAGGAGCAUCUACUUUGGUGAUUCCUGUCAGGAUGUACUGGGUGCUCUGGGCUCGCCACAUAAAGUCUUCUACAAAUCUGAGGACAAGAUGAAGAUCCACUCUCCAUCACCUCACAAGCAGGUUCCUUCUAAAUGUAACGACUACUUCUUCAACUACUUCACCCUUGGAGUGGAUAUCCUGUUUGACUCUACAACUCACCUGGUUAAGAAGUUUGUCCUGCAUACCAACUACCCCGGACAUUACAACUUCAAUAUAUAUCAUCGAUGUGACUUUAAGAUUCCACUAGUCAUUAAGAAAGAAGGAGCUGAUUCUCAGACGGAGGACUGCAUCUUAACCACCUACAACAAGUGGGAUCAGAUUCAAGAACUGCUGGGUCACCCAAUGGAAAAACCUGUAGUGCUCCACAGGUCCUCAUCAGCCAAUAACACCAACCCCUUUGGCUCCACCUUCUGCUUUGGACUGCAGAGGAUGAUCUUUGAGGUGAUGCAGAAUAACCACAUAGCAUCAGUGACCCUCUAUGGUGCUCCGAGGACCGCCAGUCAAGCCCGACCUGAGUCCAGUAGUAGCUCCCACUGAACAAGUAACCAGAACCACAUCCCAUUCUGGCCUGUCCUGAAUCUAGUACCUCUUCUGACUGAACCUCUAACCCAGAGCCAGAUUCUAACCAAGCAGACCUAAUCCAGAACAGCAAAGUUCUUCUUGCCCAGCUCAGAUACUAUUCAGUGAACAAAAACACCACUAGAACCAAGAAUAACCAAAACAAACUUUUCCUUGCGGGUCCUAAGACUUACUAUUCCAAUUAGACACACCCAGUCACACAGUCAACCUGACCCAGACCAUCCCUGGACCCAGUAUCUAGCAGCAUGGUCGCAGUGCUGGAGCACUGAUGCUUUGAAAUGAAACUAGUGAAAUUAUUUCUUGGUUAUGUGGGAAUCUCGCGGUGGUGCUGCAAACUGAUGGUGAAGAAAUCUGUGCUCUGGUAGAGCUCAGCUGUUUCCUGUUUCCGUCCAGUGACUGCAUUUGCCCAGGACCACAGAAGAAGAGUUUGUCCAUACUUUAGAUUGGAUGGCAUGGUUCCACCAGUAAGAUGUAGUGGCAGCCUGUAUAUGACAAUAACCUCCAUAGCAUUGUGGUGGUGAGAUGAUCAGCAAUCAAAUAUUAUCUGCAACAUAUCGCUAAGUGUUUUACAUCAAACAUGUAGUUGUGGAGUUAAAAUGGCCGCCAGUGAAAACCGCUGUGGCUAAAGCCUUGAAACAAACUCUGGCUUGACCCACUGAAUACACACCUACCAACCACACUGCCAGCCCAACCAGUACCGUCAGUCUUCCUGCCGCAACUUCAGAACCAGACCCCGCUGGCUCAGUCAGCACCCGGGCACGUCUAAACCGCAAGAACCAAAACCAACCCAACCAAGAGCCAUCCGAGCCAAACACAUUUGAAGCUGCAGAGGACUGUAACCAAAAACAGCAAAACAGGAGAAUCCAGAUUUAGUCGUACAAGAGCAGAACACACCCAACAACACCCUGGUGGCCAGAUAUGAAACCUCUCAACGCAGAACGAGCCAAACAUCCAACAUCAGCUCCCUCUCCCACCUCCCCACUCACUCCCCCCACAAGCUUCUUCACAACACGCAAGCACACAGCAGUAAACACUCUGUUAACCCACGGUCGUUGGGGGUCUGGACAUUGGCGACAUCUGUCUCCUUGCUUACACACACACACAAACACCACACACGUAUAAAUGAGCAUCUGCAUGUGUUGGGCUGCUGAUUCUUAAACUGACGUUUCAACAGAUUUCAACAGUUUAAUUCAAGCACACAAACACACACAGCAUUUCAAUCCCCUCACUACUAUACUCACGUGCUUUUCUAAUACAUGAAAACUUGGCAAUGUUUUUUGACUUAUUACAAGCACAAACUGGCAACCUGUUUUGUUUAUUUGAUCCUGCAUGUUGUGAGAGGCACGGGCUUGGCACACAGUCGUAUUAUUUUCCUCUGCCCAGCUUCAUUCAUUCACGCCAUGACCGUUUUCAUUGUGUUCUUUAUUUCUUUUUUUUAAAGAAGCAGUUUUUACAUUUGCACUAAUACACACCUUUUUUUUUACUUGAUUGGUUGAUUGUGCCCUAUCUUCAGAGAUGGAUUUGUGGAGACAUUUGGAGAGAUAGUUGUGUGUGUGUGUGUGUGUGUGUGUGUGUGUGUGUGUGUGUGUGUGUGUGUGUGUGUGUGUGUGUGUGUGUGUGUGUGUGUGUGUGUGUGUGUGUGUGUGUGUGUGUGUGUGUUGUUUUUAUCCAUACAUUUGGACAGAGGACAGGUCCUCCCGUGGUGCGUCAUGUCCCCUGUGUUCUACUCGUCUCCCUCUUUCUCCAUCUCUACAUCUGAUUCCUUAAUGCAUUUGCAAUUCAUUCCUCAGCAGUGUCUGCAUUUAUUUCUUUGUUGAAUUGCCAAAUGCUACAGCCAAAGACGUUUCAGGAUGAACUAAUUUGAUCUGCUGACAUUGUCACUGUAAUCUCUUGUCGAAACCUGUCCUGUAGAGAGAGUCAUAUUGGCAGACGUCUCCUUUCUCUUGCAUCUUGUGUUUCAAAUCUGCACGUCCAAGUCAUUGCUGUGGUAAAGCCUCUAAAUUCAGCUCCUUGUUUCUUUAACUGCUGACAGUAAUUACACGAGCCGUGAAUAGCUGACUUACGUGUUUUGAAACCAAUCGGCACGUCUUUCAUCUGGAUGUCCUUACAGCCAAGGACACAUUAAGAAUAGCAACAACAAGUGUCAUCCCUCUUGUCGUCUCUACUGUGAUUACUAUUGUCAGAGAGCUGUAAUUUAAAGAAUUACCAUUAUUUCUCAGUGGAUUUAGUACAUUUUAACCCAUUUUGGAAAUGGGGAAGAACAUCUGUCAUUCCUUCAUCAAAACAUUUUUUUGCAUCUCCCUCCCAAUGUAUGAAUUUUUAAUAUUUUUAAUCAUAAGCAUUUCAAUAAACUGUGUAUUAAUUUUAAUACACAUAUUCUCUUUUAUUGAUCCUUGUUACAAAUGCCAUCAGUUUUACAUUUUUUAACUUUUGCUGAAUUUAUGAUUGUUUGUAUCAACAUGUGUCAAUGCAUCAGAGUUGAAGUCAGGGCCCGUAUACAUGACGUAAUGUUGAAAGUGCUGACCGGAGAAUUACGCGUAAAAUGCCAAGUUGACAGCUUGUAGUUGGUUUGCAUGGACUGGGUGAUUGAGCAGUUUAAAGCGAGUUUUGAGUUUAAACUCGCUCCACUGUGGUAUUUUAUUAUCGGUCUUCAUUAUUAAGAUCUUGUACAUGUUCUUUAACAACUCCAACUGACUAAACUGAUUGAUUUUCUGCCAACUGUACUAAGGACAGUUUUUCACUUAACAAAAUGAUACACACACACACACACACACACACACACACACACACACACACACACACACACACACACACACACACACACACACACACACACACACACACACACAGUACGUUUUGCCACAGAUUUUCUGUGGUUUCUCGCUGUACGAAUGACCAGGAGUAGAGCAGUUGAAGAAAUGGAUUUAUAUGAUGUAAAUCUAGUUAGUUAGCCAGUUCUGAGAAAUAAUUUGUAUGUAUUUGGGCCCUGAUGCUUAGAGUUGAUGUUGAUGUACAAAUGUUGUAAAUAGUUGUGUCCUCUUAUUUACAUGUUCUUAUUAGCUUGGUGCAGACACAGUGACUCACUCGGCACUAGCUAAGUAUCUCAAUAUUUCCUCCUUGAUUAAAAACUCAGGAGGAAGCAUCUGCUCACAACUGACUCAUUAACAAACACUGGAAGUGUUUCCCCCCCCCCUUUUUAAAAAAAAAAAACAAAACUCCAGACCACUCAGUAUUGAAACUUUUUCUCGUGCAAUGCGAAGGCUGCAAGUACACAGACAUGUUUGGGUGUCAGUAGAUAGCCCUGCUUCAGCUCUGCUUGAACUACUACUGCAGGAUGAAACGGCAUCAAAUAAAAAGCUUAAGAUGUUUAAGAGCGAUGGCUGUCCAGCAGUGUCUGAUAAAAUUACAAAUUACAAACUUUCCAGCUGGUCUAUCCACAUUUUGAGUUGAAUAGGGAAACUGAUGUAACAUAACUGAAAGCUAUAUUCAUACAUUUUAUUGCAACUUGCUUUUGUGCAAGUUGAAAUUAUAAAAAAGAAAACACAAAAAUGUUGAACAUUGUGCCUCAUCUCCCACUAAGCCUGUCUCUGACUUCUAUCUCUAUCUCCUCUGUAAAAAGGAAUCUACUUGUACAUACGAUUUGAGAAUGCAUUUGAACUGCAUCAUGUAUGUAAGUAUGUGUGUGUGUCACUGAUCAUUAACAACAAGCUAACAUAGUAUUAUGGCAGUCUCCGUUGUUUUAGUUUUCCUGUUGCCUGCAGAGAAUGGCAAGUUGGGUUUUUCACCAUUUCAACAUAAUGUUUUGUACUUUGUUCUGUUUCUUUGAUUUAUGUGGUGUGUGUGUGUGUUUAUAACUACACAAAACACCCUAAACAAUGUGCAAAUGUUCACAACCCUUAAAAGCUCAUUAUAGUUGCUGUGGAAUACAAGAUUUUAGCAAUGCAAAAAAGAAAACAACCAAGCAAUCUAGAAGAUGGUAUCUGGAAAAACUAGAAUGCAUGCUGACAGAGGGUUUUCAUAAGGAAGACAAUUCUUUGUCUUCCUCCACACUCUGCUGAAUUUAAAUACAUUAGUCAUUGCCCCAAAAGAUGACUUGAGCUUUGCUCCAUUGGAAGCACAUGGUUCAAAGACGAUGUGAAAAAAAUGAAACGGCAGAGGCAGCGGCGAAUGAAACAAAUCCAAGAUGCUUCUGUGGGAAAACGUAACUGCUAAUUUAUUUGGGUAUACUGAGCCCAGAAGUAUAAACACAUUAGCUGUUGGCAUGGGAAUAAAAAAGAUUCUAAUUUAACCCAAUUUUUGGUAAGCCCAUCGCAGCACCACAGGUGGUCUGUGAUGUGAUGAUGCAUUGUUACAGAGAGACCCAGAGAGGAGCCAUAGGGUUCUGAGUAGUUAAUCUCACCCAAACUCAGGUGGACACAAAAAUUUAAGAUAGAAAAACAUUAACAUGUAAUCCGGGGGUCUUUGUUGCUUUUACAUUUUACCUCUUUUUAAUUUUUUAUUUAACUGAAUGCAGGAAUGAAUGAUUGUCAUAACCAGAUUGUUGUAAUUUAUGACGGACAGCUUCAGUUCAGUGUAAUGAUAAUCUCAUAUGAACGCUUAGUAUUGUCUGUUCUUGGUAUCAUAUUCUGAUGCCCAUCUCGCCUCAGAAUAUCUUUUGUGGACAUUUUGAGCCCAUUUCUGGAAAUGAGGCAGUUAUACUUAAUUGAAAUGUGUGAGAUUCAUUGGAAUGUGGCAUUUAUAUUUUGAAUACUAUAACUUUGUGUAUGAAGAAAUAAGUAGAUUUAUUCAGCAUGUCCACUGGGGGAAAAACAGGCAAUAACAAUACCAUGUAGUGCAAAGAGAAGGAUUAGGUUGACUGAAAGCUUUGCUCCAGCAAAUUACUUUUGCCUAUGUUUGAUGAUGCUUGUUGAGAUGAGCUACGGCUGUGCAAUCUCUAACAACUCCAAUGCAACAUUUGGACUUUUAUGAAAUCAAACGCUCUCUGUUCGUUGACAUCAAAGUUCAAUUUCUGUGUGUACAACCAGGAUAUGUAAAAACAAUAAAAUUGUGGAUGUGAAAAAGG